Molecule: messenger RNA, 543 nt
Organism: Diversispora eburnea
Lineage: Eukaryota; Fungi; Glomeromycota; Glomeromycetes; Diversisporales; Diversisporaceae
Source: the annotation of a GenBank genome assembly
AUGAAAAAUAAUACAUCUAGUAGAGUGAAUUUUUGGAAUACUAUCGCAAAUAUAAUCAACGAACGAUUUGGAGGCACUUAUACAGGACAACAAUGUAGUAAUAGAUUUAAAAAUCUUAUAAGAGAUCAUACCUUAACAGAACAGUAUAUAGCAGGAAGUAGAACUGGAAAGAGGAGUAGAACUGGUGAGCAAUAUUUUGAAGAAUUCCGUUCUCAUUUUUGGGAAAGACCUGAAACCCCAUUCGACAUAUUGCAUAAUGAAAACUCAUCCGUGAGAAGAUGUUAUCGUAAUCGUACACCACCACCAACUUAUAGAGGAGUGACACCGAUGUCAAGUCAUCGUAAAUUCACCACCAACCAAAGGAAUCGAUUCGCAUCGCCCACUCAAAGAAUUCAUAGUGAAAGGGGUGAGAAUAAUAAUCGAAAUAAUGUGAGUGGAGAUAAUGCUACAUACUUAUCUUCAUCUGAGUUGGCAAAUAUUACCUCAGGCUUUAAUAUAUCUGCAUCACAAAAUAGCAGUGAUUUUAGUAUACCUGAUGUAGGA